Messenger RNA from Oikopleura dioica, 669 nucleotides. Lineage: Eukaryota; Metazoa; Chordata; Appendicularia; Copelata; Oikopleuridae. The record is from the annotation of a GenBank genome assembly.
AUGAAAAGUUCAAUAUUCUAUUUACUUUAUUUCGGACGCAACUUUGGGGAUGGAAGACAGGUUAGAGACUACGACUUUGAAGAUAUUUCAGAGCAAGAAAAAGAGCAAGAACUGGAGGAGUUAGUUGAUUCUUUUCAAAUGAGGCUGAAAUCUGCUGGAAAUCCGCGAGAACAAAUCAUGAACAAUAUGCUAGCGUACUCAUUACGAAGCAGGGGACUGCUCGAACUUGUUUCUGUGACAGAUCUAACAAACUACGGCUGCUGUUGUGAGCACAAGGACAAUGAUCAACAAUGCGCCAAGAAAUUCUGCGAGUGUGACUUGGAUUACGUCAAAAAUGUGGUCCAACACGUCGCUGAUGAGAAAUUUUAUCCAUUCUACUCGCGAAACGUUCUUGAUUUUCAACGAUUUUGCUCAAACAAGGAAAGAAACUUUUGGGGCGAUUAUGGGGACUACUCAGGGAAUAAAGAUAAUUCAAUCGUGGACGCGUUUUCUAUGACCAUCGGCAGAAUGAAAUCGCCGGAAACAACGCUAGAACAAUGCUGCGGUGUCCAUCCAAACCGAUUUCCUUUCCAAGUGGCCGGAAAUAGAUCUUGUUGCGGUUCGAAGACAUACGAUCCAGAAGUGUUUGACUGCUGCCAAGACGAAAUCAAAGCUAUUGGAGAGUGCUGA